Tachysurus fulvidraco (yellow catfish) is the source of this 2741-nucleotide messenger RNA. It is a transcript of the gene coasy, whose product is annotated as CoA synthase. The record is from RefSeq and is a predicted model, not a curated record. The coding region runs from base 405 to 2072 and encodes 555 amino acids. Gene Ontology annotation, biological process: coenzyme A biosynthetic process. The transcript is spliced from 10 exons. Gene Ontology annotation, molecular function: dephospho-CoA kinase activity; ATP binding; pantetheine-phosphate adenylyltransferase activity. NCBI's taxonomy places the organism in Eukaryota, Metazoa, Chordata, Actinopteri, Siluriformes, Bagridae.
UUGGCCAAGUGUGUUGACGCAUACAAAGAAUUUGGUUCCAGCUGUUUGUGACUCUCAAAAGUACAGAUAUAAAUAACACUAUACUAUACAAAGUUGUUUUUUUAUUGUGAUGACUUCAAUUGUGAUAACGGCUUAAUUUUCUCGUGACCAUCGAAGCUAAUGUUGCUAAAUAAAACGACAUUUCCCAUGAUUGUGGUCCUCUCAUGAACCAUAGAUAUCUAUAAUAGAUGUCGCCUUGGGGUCCUAAAAGUGCAUCAAAACUGCCACUGUCUUUGUACAGGGGUCUUGUACUUCAAAUGCAUGCACGAUGCCAGACUUCUGUGCUGCGUUUGGUUGUUCAAAUGAACAAAAUCUAAAAACCAGACAGCGAGGGAUUACAUUUCACAGGUGUACACCGGUGCAUAAUGUCAAUGUUCAGCACAGGGGUUCUGGUUCUCACCUCCCCUCUUCACACCCUCCCCCUCCGCUUUGCUCCUGUCCUUAAAUCUGCUGCAAAACUGGUGGAGCACACCCUCCACGUUCAUCUCCACCCGGGUCUCAACCUGGAAACAGGCUGCGCGCCUCGCCCGAGCUUCAUUCCCCCGUCCGCGGAUCUCCCGGGCAUCAUAUCGCGCCUGUACAGCAAUGCGGCAGACAUCUGCGCUCACUUGGAUGUCCGGCUGCUCCUUGCUAACAUCGGUGCCCAGCAGGACUCGGACCUCGACCCUUUCCCCUCCCCUCAGAUGCUUUCUCAAUCUCCAGAGGUUGUCAUGACAGAUUUCCCCAUAAAGGACCCGGGGCAGAUGUCCAUGGUGGCUCGGUGCCUGCAGGUUUACACCGGAAACUGCUACGUGUGCUCGCCCAGCAUUUCCUCCGUCGUUUUGUGGCCACAGCUGAAGGAAGUGAUAGAAGAGGAGGAGGAUAGCUGGGAGAAAAACGAUCCGCAGCCUGUGGAGACCUACAGAGACCUGGUAGUGGGCGGAACCUUCGAUCGUUUACAUGGCGCACACCGGACCCUGUUGAAUAUUUGCUGCUUGAUGACGAACAGGCGUUUAUUGAUUGGAGUGUGCGACCAGGAACUGCUUAAAAGAAAGGUCUUGAAGGAGCUGAUCGAACCAUACAGCAGACGUGUAGAGAAGCUCAGAGAGUUCCUGAACGACGUAAAACCGUCCCUGCAGUACGAAAUCGUUCCUCUGUCUGACCCCUUCGGCCCAUCGGUCAGCGAUGCUGAGCUGCAGUGCAUCGUGGUCAGCGAGGAGACGAGGCGGGGUGGCGAGGCGGUCAACAGGAAACGAACAGAAAAUGGGCUAGCAGAGCUGGUGCUGUAUGAAAUUCCUCUGAUUAAAGAUGUACAUCACACAGACAUCGAGGAGGAGAAGAUCAGCUCAUCGAGCCUGCGCACUCGCCUGCUGGGCACGCUUCUCGUCCCUCCCACGCCUCGGCCCGCUCUCUCCCGGGUCCCGUACGUGAUCGGCCUGACGGGAGGCAGCGGGAGCGGGAAGAGCUCCGUCGCUCAGAGACUGGAAGGACUCGGAGCUGCACGGAUCGACGCAGACCAGCUGGGCCACGAAACCUACCAACCCGGCACGGCUGCCUAUCAGAGGAUAGUGCAGGAGUUUGGCACAGAUGUGGUGAAGGAGGACCAGACCAUUGACAGACGAGCCCUAGGGAGGAAGGUGUUCGGAAAUCAGGAACGGUUAAAAGCCCUAACUGAUAUUGUGUGGCCUGAGAUUGCGCUUCUUGUGAAAGAAAGAGUCCAGCAAGCUAAAGAAGACGGGAAGCGAGUGUGUGUGCUGGAUGCUGCUGUUCUGUUGCAGGCAGGAUGGACAGACAUGGUUCAUGAGGUCUGGGUGGCCGUUAUACCUGAGGAAGAGGCCAUGCGGCGUAUCGUGCAGCGGGAUGGGGUGAGUCAGGAGGAUGCACUGAGGAGAUUACAGAGUCAGUGGUCUAACAUCCAGCUGGUGGAGAGAGCUAACGUGGUCCUGUGUACACUAUGGGAGCCGGAUGUCACUCAGAGACAGGUAGAAAAAGCCUGGAAUUUACUUCAAGUCCGGAUACAGCAGGAAAAAAAAGAAGCUGGAUUUCAACCCUGAGACCACACACACACACACAGCCAUUGAACAGAGUUUUUUGCAGCAGAGUGUUUAAGAUCAAUUUGCUAGUGUUUUUCACCUGAUUCCCUUCUGUACAAAUCAACUAAGCCGCCUGAUAUUUUUUACCCCCCCUCAAAGUUACAGCCAGGUGUUUGCUGGCUCUACUCAAGGGCUGGUUGGGUGAAGAGAGGAAGUGUUUUUGGUUAAAAUAUCAGGGCUUAUUAGUUUUACUUCGUCACCCGAAUGCCACACAGCUGAUUGUAAAUCAGCAUAAAAUGGGUCAUGUGUUAUUUCUAGUUUUGUAUUGUGACUGAUUUCCCCAUCAUGAGGAAAACCCCUUUGAACAUUUAAACCUUUUUAUACAACAGAAGUCGUGACAUUACCGUCUGAAUCUCGUCCUUCAAACUGUGGACAGAUAAAAAGAGACACUACUGCUGUUUUUUAACGCGAUAUGCAGCGUCGUGAGAGCAGAACCGUUGUUCCGUUUCUCAUCCGGAGAGACCGAGGUGCGUUUAGCCGAGUCUCGUUUCCAGUCUGCCAAAGAGCCAAAAGUUAAACAGAGACAUUUUUCAGUUUUGGCUUCCGCAUCAUCUGGAAACGAAUCAGUGAACGGAGAGUAGAACAUUUAUAAUGUGAAUUAAAUUCUUUAUUAAAUAAAAAAAUUCUUUA